Pneumocystis murina B123 is the source of this 1257-nucleotide messenger RNA. RefSeq lists its product as hypothetical. The record is from RefSeq and is a predicted model, not a curated record. NCBI's taxonomy places the organism in Eukaryota, Fungi, Ascomycota, Pneumocystomycetes, Pneumocystales, Pneumocystaceae. The transcript is spliced from 6 exons. Gene Ontology annotation, molecular function: chromatin binding. The coding region runs from base 1 to 1257 and encodes 418 amino acids. Gene Ontology annotation, biological process: regulation of transcription by RNA polymerase II. Gene Ontology annotation, cellular component: NuA4 histone acetyltransferase complex; SWI/SNF complex.
AUGACAACACAAAUAUAUGGAGGAGAUGAAAUCUCUGCAAUUGUUUUGGAUCCAGGAUCUCAACAUACUCGCGCGGGUUAUGCAGGUGAAGAUACUCCAAAAUGUGUUAUAGAAAGCAGUUAUGGUCUUUUAGUAGAAAAUAAUAGAUCAGAAAUAGUAUUUGGAGAUAAUUCUAUACAUGCGCCUAGAGCUGGAAUGGAAAUCAAAAAUCCUAUGCUAGAGGGAAUUGUACAUGAUUGGGACAUUGCAUCGCAAAUAUGGUUGUAUGCAAUAAAGACAAGUUUACGAGUUGAUCCAACUGAGCAUCCGUUACUUGUAACUGAGCCGAGCUGGAACCCUCCUAAAAAUCGGGAAAAAACUAUGGAAAUUGUAUUUGAAAAGUUUGGAUCUCCUGCAUUUUAUCUUGCAAAAAAUGCAGUAUGUGCAUCUUUUGCUAAUGGCAAAUCUACAGCAUUGAUUCUUGAUGUCGGUGCCCAAGUAGCAUCUGUUACUCCUAUUUAUGACGGCCUUGUUUUAAAAAGAGGUGUUAUGAAACAAAAUAUUGCGGGAAAUUAUUUAUCUGCUCAAGCUCGUGCUUAUUUUUCUAGAGCUAAUAUUCCUAUUGUUCCUCAUUAUAUGGUUAAAAAAAAGCUUCCUGUGGAUAUAGAGGCUCCUUCCCGUGCUGAAUUACGUAAAUUUUUGGAUAUUCGCGACAGUUUUCAUGUUUUUCAACAGGAUCGUGUUAUGCAAGAAUUUAAAGAAAGUAUUUGCCAGGUUUUUGAAAAAUCAUUAAGCGAAUCAAUACCAUCAUCUCGACCAGCAAAAGCUUUUGAAUUUCCUGAUGGCUAUAAUCUUUUAAUUGAUAUUGAUCGAUAUAAAGUUCCUGAAGUCUUAUUUAAUCCUUCAUUCUUAGCCACAGAAUUUCCAGAAAUAAUACCACCAGAAAAUUCUAUGUCUUUAGCUCAAUUGCUUUACAAUAGUGCAAUGGCAUGUGAUACAGAUAUUCGAGCGACACUUCUAGGAAAUAUUAUUAUAACAGGAGGGACGUCUUUAAUACAAGGGUUUGGAGAUCGUGUUUUAACAGAACUUCAACUUCUAGCACCAGGAAGUCGAAUUAAAAUUAAUGCCUCAGGAAAUACUGUAGAACGAAAAUAUGCAUCAUGGCUAGGAGGAAGUAUUUUGGCUAGUUUAGGGACAUUUCAUCAAUUAUGGAUAUCUAAGAAAGAAUAUGACGAAGAAGGCGAUCGUGCAUCGCUUAUUGAAAAGAGAUGUAAAUAA